Symbiodinium sp. CCMP2456 is the source of this 2017-nucleotide messenger RNA. The record is from the annotation of a GenBank genome assembly. Lineage: Eukaryota; Dinophyceae; Suessiales; Symbiodiniaceae.
GAUGAAUCGAUACUUCAAACCCAACAAGCGGGGAGAGCUCAAAUGCUCGGAGGAAGCCAUGAGGAUGUAUCGGGAUACUGCAUCCAGGGAGAAGCUGAGAGAACUCUUGUUGAAGCACGGCUCGUUCGCAGCCGUCGAGAUUCAUCUGGAGAAGAUCUCCCAGACCAUGAUCGACAACUCCAAACGCUGGGCCAUUGCACGAGGAUUGACCCGAACAAACGAAGUGCAUGGUGCUGAGGAGUACAAGAUCCCGACCAAGGAAGAGUUUCUGUGGCGGAAUGAUGAGUCUCAGAGCGCCCGGCAAUCGGGCUCCUUUGAGUGUCAGGAUGCAACCGGCAGCCUGCUGAUGAACACGGUGACCGAGCAGUCGGCCUUGCAGACCAAUGCUGGCACCAGGGCAGAGGUUGAUCAUGCACGAGCAGCAGUAGCUUCCACGGCCAGCUCAGCUAAAGAAAAGUGCCUGCCGGUCUUGCAAGCAAACCAAGAUGUGUUCAGUGUUCUGGCUGUGUACAUCGACAUGACUGGGAAGAAGGUUGACAAGGGCAACGACUUGAAGGACAAGCUGCAUGAGAAUGGAUCGAAGCGGGCUAGUGAGUUAGCUGGUGAGCUGAAGACCAAAGUUGAUGAGCUGGACAAGCUCAACAAGGGCCUGCUGCAGUUUCAGGAGGAUGCUGUUCUUGAUGCGGGGACCCCGCCCUCCCGGAACACGAAGCAAAAGCUCCUGGCCUGCUACGCCCAAUGCACCCGCCUAGAUUUGGCUAUCAAUGCUCUGAUGGUACGAUCCAGGCAGGUCCCACGCAAAGGCGCCUCCGAAGGGGAAAACAUCCUCUCGGGGCAAGGGAGUGGUGGAGCUGGAAACCAGAUCCUGAGAUCUUUGGUGGAUGGACCUGGCUCGAAUCGAUGCGAAGAAGAAGAUCGCGAGCUUGACCUGGCCGAAACAGCCAAAGGAGCUGCAGACAUGGCAAAUCUUGUUUACAAGAUUGGUGGAGAAUUGGAUAUCCUCUACAAGAUUGGCAUGACUGCACCUCUUGAACUGAGCUUUGUCGAGCUUCCAAUUCGGAAGAGGAGGCCACUAGUCAAGAAGAUCACUGUAUGGUAUCCUGUGAUUUAUCCAAGUACUUGGGCUGCCUACCUUUUGAAAGAGUUCAGCUUUCUUCUUCUGGGUGGAGUGGACUUGCUGCAAACGACAAAAUGGCAGCAACUGCUAUCUGACUUCUGGUCCCGACACCAGAUCUAUGAUCCGCAGCAUGUCAUGAACGGGGCAGGGGCACCUGCCCCCUCACACACAAUCCCGAUCUACAUCCAUGGUGAUGAAGGCAGAGGCAAGUACAAAUUGCCGAUCAUGGUGGAGGCGUGGCAACCAUGUAUUUCCUUCAAGGGCCCUGACUUCAAGAAUAGCAGCGGGCAUUCCUAUUGCACUCGUUUUCUCUACUCUGUGCUGCCAUCUGAACUUUAUUGGGGCGACUCCACCCUCAACAACUUGAAUGUUUCAACCCCGGCCGGGCCCAUCAAGCUGCACUUCGCAAUGGUGGGGGUCAAGGGGGACUGGGUCUACUUGCGGAAGGAGUGGUAUGACUUCUCUGAGGGUGCAAGCUGGCGCUUCGAUGAGAGCCCGGCUCCUUUCCGUCAUGACAUACCCUGUCCACUGUGGUCCAUACCUGGGAUGUCGAAUCCAAUGAGAGCUCUCGUGGACCCGGCCCACACGUGGCAUAUUGGGUGGCUUGGUAUUAUUUCAGAAUCGAUCAUGCUCAGAGUUUCUUGCAUAACAUGCAUGCAAGCUGUGCUAUUGUGGCUAAGUGUGGGCCGAGACUUUGUGGUCUCGGGCUUGGUUCUGCUUUGCAAGAUGAAGCUUAUUCCUGGAAGAGGCCUACAGAGCCGCCUGACGAAAGCAUACAGCCACUACGCUGCUUGGUGCCACGACAAUAAGAAGUCGACUAAUAUCAGAUCCUUUACACCAUCAGCCUUCAAAAUGACAAAGAUACUUGGUGAGAAAUGCAUGCAUGCACAUAUUACAUGA